AUGGCUUGGCGUUUUAAAGCUUCGAAAUAUAAAAAUGCAGCUCCAAUAGUGCCCAAACCAGAAGCAUGUGUAAGGGAUGUAUGUGUUGGUUCUUACCAGACUUAUGGAAACAACAUAUGUGCCUCAGCAUCUUUUAUGGCUUUCAAUUGGGAGCAUGUAGGGUCGAGUAUGGCAGUAUUGCCUUUAGAUGAUUGUGGGAGAAAGAGCAAGACAAUACCUCUGCUUCAUGCUCAUUCAGACACCAUAACUGAUAUGGAUUUUUCGCCCUUCCAUGAUGGAAUACUUUUAACUGGCUCUCAGGAUUCUCUGGUGAAAGUCUGGCACAUACCCCCAGAAGGCCUGAAAGAAUCUAUCUCGACACCUGAAUGUUCACUGUCUCAGAAGCAACGGAGAGUAGAGAAUGUAGGUUUCCACCCUGUCGCUGAUGGACUAAUUCAUGUUGCAUCAGGUCAUGAACUAGCACUGUGGGACUUGACUAAGCAGAAGGAAGCUUUUGUUAACAGAGAUCAUACGGAAGUCAUUCAAUCUACUUCGUGGAAGAAAGACGGCAAAUUGGUCGCCACAUCGUGCAAAGACAAGAAAGUCCGAAUCCUGGAUCCUCGCGUCGAGAGUCCAGUUCUGAGCGUCGCAAACAGUCAUCAGAACAUUAAGGACAGCCGCCUCGUUUGGCUCGGCGAUAGCGAUCGAGUACUAACCACCGGCUUCGACUCGGCUCGUUUACGUCAAAUCAUGAUUCGCGACGUUCGAAAUCUAACGCAAGCGCAGAAGACGUUGGAGCUGGAUUGUUCGACGGGAGUGCUUAUGCCGCUGUUCGAUCCCGACACGAACAUGCUUUUCCUCGCCGGAAAGGGCGACACGACCAUUUUGUACAUGGAGUUGACGGACAAGGAGCCGUACCUAAUCGAAGGCUUGCGGCACUCGGGUGAACAGACGAAAGGGGCGUGCCUGGUGCCGAAGCGCGCGCUGCGCGUCAUGGAGGGCGAGGUGAACCGAGUCAUGCAGCUCACGGGCUCGUGCGUCGUGCCCAUCAUGUAUCAAGUGCCCAGAAAGAGCUACCGGGAAUACCACGCCGACCUCUACCCGGACACCUGCGGCGCCGCCACCUUCCUCAGCGCGCCCAUGUGGCUCGACGGGCUGGACCAUCCCGUGCCCGCCAUAUCCUUGCAUCCGGAAGCCAACAACUGUACGCAGGUACACCGUGGCGAUUUGGAAGAGUUAGUGAAAAAAAUACUAGCGAUGCCGAUCCAAAAGAAAAGUGAUAAAAAAAUAGUAACGCAAACACACGCAGACGCAAAACCGCCCGAGCCACCGAUCGCGACCCCCGACAAAGAAGACGACAGAAUAGAUUUCGUAAACGUCAAAGACAUGAUCAAAGGCAUGGAGAAGCAAAAGACCGAGCCGAAAGAACACUCGAAGGAAAACGGAUUCCUUAAGAAAAGUAACGGGCACGAGGAAAAAGAAGAUUCGAAAAGAGAUAGCUUAGAUAAGACGGAUUCGGAGUCGAGCGAAAGCUCAAUGAACGGGAUCCAAGCCCCGAAACCUCUGCCGAGGUCUUCCAUAUCGGAGGCCGGCUCGGCCACAGACGACGGUGAAGCGCCCAAACCGAAACCCAGGACUACGGCGGCGCCCGUUUCGGGCUACAAGCCCCGCCUCGGCCCGAAACCCUUUUCGGCCUCGACGGGAAUCGAAGAGUUUUCCUUCGACAGAGUAUUCUCCGUGCCGGCCGUUCCCGGAGUCAACAAGAGCGAUUCCUCCACUCCGCCGGGGUCGGCGCCGAUUUCGAGCUCUCCGGCGACGGCGCCUCCCGUCUUCCGUGAGGCCGACAGCGAGAAGUCUCUCUCUCCCGCCGCCGACGCGGAAGUCGCGCCCAAAGAGGAGUACACGAACGGCAAAUCCGACGCGAGCGUCGAAGAAGAUCUCGAGGGCUCGGAAGGUGGACCCGGACCCAAGACGCCGACCACCGCCGACCGACGCCGCCUCUUCGAGACCACGGACGGAGUGAAGUCGAUCGCGGAUCGGCGUCGAGCCUACGAAGUGCGCUCCCUGAGCUCCGCGCCCGAGGCGGAGGCGCCUCUCUCGCCCGCCCCGCUCAGGCGAAGGGACUCCUUGAAGUCUCGCAAGAGUCCAGAUCGAGAGGAGAAACGUUCGUCCGUUCCGAACGUCGCCACCAAACGCACUUCGACCGUUUUCGGUAAAGUGUCCAAGUUCCGUCACCUGAAGGGCACGCCGGGGCACAAGUCGACCCACGUCGAGAACAUCAAGAACGUCAGCCGACAGAUCUCCGGGGAGUGCGACGGAUUCUGCGCGAACGCCGUCCGCUGCGCCGUCCCGGUGAGCGCCGGCGCCGGCGGCGGCCGGGUGGCCGUCGUGGAGCUGCCGACGGGUGCCACGCCCUUCGCCACGGCGCCGCCCUCGCACCCCGCCGGCCUGCACCCGCCCGCCCUGCUGCACCCGGCGGCCCUGCAGGACUUCGCCUUCGACCCCUUCCGGCCGGAGCGCCUCCUCGUCGCCUGCGACGACGGCGCGAUCCGCGAGUGGAUCGUGCCCGACGGCGGCCUGACCGCCCCGACGAGCGAACCCGAGCGGACGUUCGCCGCGCACGCGGACAAGAUCUACGCGAUCCGCUUCCACCCGACCGCCUCCGACCUGUUGGCCACCGCCGCGCACGACCACUCGGUGAAGAUCUGGGACCUCGCCGCCGAGCCGCCGACGGCGGCCAUCACGCUCGCCGGCCACGCCGACCAGAUCUUCGCGCUCGCCUGGUCGCAGUACGGCGAGUACCUCGCGACCGUCUGCCGGGACGGCUACGUCAGGAUUUACGAGCCGCGGGCGUCGAGCGAGCCGCUGCGCCGGGGCCGGAGCGCCGCGGGCGGCCGAGGGGCGCGGCUCGUGUGGGCGCUGCGGGACUCGCACCUCGUGGUCACGGGCUUCGACAAGGUGUCCGAGCGCCAGAUCCUGCUGUACAAGGCCGCCGACCUAUCGGCGCCCGUCUGCACGGUCGGCCUGGACGUCUCGCCGGCGAUUCUGCUGACGCACAUCGACCACGACUCCGGCACUCUGUUCCUGACGGGCCGGGGCGACUCGACCAUAUAUUGCUACGAGGUGACUCCGGAGCCGCCCUUCCUGUGCGCUCUGUCGCACCAUCGCUCCUCGUCGCUGCAUCAAGGAAUCUGUUUCUUGCAAAAGAACGCGCUGGCCGUCGAAAAGGUGGAAUUCGCGAGAGCGCUUCGCCUGACGAACGGAAACGUGGAGCCGCUGUCCUUCACGGUGCCGAGGAUCAAGAGCGAGCUGUUCCAAGACGACCUGUUUCCUCCCACGCUCGUGACGUGGCGGAGCUGGCAGACGGGGCGCCGAUGGCUCGAGAGGCGACCCGCGACGCCCGAGGUGGCGAGCCUGCAGCCGCCGGGCAUGGAGCCGCUGUCGGCCCGCGCGGCGCCGCCGGCCGCGCCCAAGGGGAAGCCGAAGCCGGACCUCGUCGAGGCGCACGUCCCGCUCGACGCCAAGGAAAAGCAGAACAGCAUAAUGAAAUCGAUGAGCGCCAGAGUGACCGUCAACCUGAAGCUGGAGCAGGACGCCAUGGAGGGCGUCGACGACUCGGAGUGGGAGCAGUGA
Molecule: messenger RNA, 3612 nt
Organism: Pieris macdunnoughi
Lineage: Eukaryota; Metazoa; Arthropoda; Insecta; Lepidoptera; Pieridae
Source: the annotation of a GenBank genome assembly